AGGAUACACACGAAAGGAGACAAUCGUGGACUUGGUGCUGCUGCUGAUGAUGGUGAAGAUAGUGGAAAUAUGGACCCGCGUAGCGGUGGUGUUGGCCGUGUUUGCGUCGCUAGCCGCUGGACAAAACAUCGUCUGCUACUACGAUAGUGUUGCGGCCGGGUACAGCACUCCGACGGUACCGCAGGAUCUCGCCGGAACCAACUGUACGCACUACAUCUACGUUGGGGUUGGCGUAACGACCCAGGGGAGUGUCCGGAUAUUGAGCAACUACGAUACAUCAUCCGGAUUUACCGCAUUCCAAGCUCUGCGCCCUAGUGAUAAUUCCGUGAAGCUGUACAUUCAGAUCGGCACGGACCGGGAGAGCACUUAUAGCCUGAAGCAGGCAGUGUCCUCAUGCCUCGAUAAGUUGGUCAACAAUGUGGCUAUCUUUUUGGAGCAAUACAACUUCGAUGGAGUGGAAAUUGACCGGCGAACGAACGAUUUGGAUAAGGCAUCACUGGCCAGGCUCGUGAUUCGACUCCGGGCGAGACUGUACAUGGUAAACAAGGAGCUGAUAGUGUCGGUACCGGCCGUGUGGAACGAUGCGUACGACGUUAUCUCCCUGAGCCUCUACGCCGACUGGAUCAAUGUGCACGGUUACAAUUUUACCGGCAGCUCAUCCACGGCCACGGCCCUUCUUGCACCGUUGUUCUCAAACCCACCAUCGACCAUCGUCAGUGUGAAUUCCACGAUCACGACACUGCUGGCGGCGGGUAUACGGCGGAACAAGAUAAACCUUGUGCUGCCAACGUUCGCCCGGACGUACCUGUUGGCCAGUGAGAGCCAGCGGGGUGUGGGAGUUCCUGCAACGGGCCCUGGUCCAGCCGGAACCAAUACAAAUCGUGCUGGCGUGCUGGCACGCUACGAAGCUUGCGGACGGAUCACGAACGCCCAGACCGGCAACUAUACGGCCGUCGAUGACCUGACCGCGGCGACCUGGUACUACUAUCUGCGCACCAAUUGGCUCACCCUCGACACGGAGGACGCACUGGCGGCGAAGGUCACGUACGUCAAGGAUAACGGGCUGGCCGGUGCCGGCAUCUUUAGCCUCGAGCUGGACGAUGUGAACAAUACGUGCCAGACCAGCGGUGGUGCAUUCCCGGUGCCGGCCCUGGUCAGGAACUAUCUGUUCGACGAAUGAUGGUCCGCCUAGUUUCGGUAAUAAAUCGCAAGUCCUUGACCAGGACCCUUCAAUCUUU
Molecule: messenger RNA, 1238 nt
Organism: Anopheles aquasalis
Lineage: Eukaryota; Metazoa; Arthropoda; Insecta; Diptera; Culicidae
Product: probable chitinase 10
Biological process (GO): chitin catabolic process; carbohydrate metabolic process
Cellular component (GO): extracellular region
Molecular function (GO): chitinase activity; chitin binding
Source: RefSeq, a predicted model, not a curated record